Cotesia congregata is the source of this 627-nucleotide messenger RNA. The record is from the annotation of a GenBank genome assembly. Lineage: Eukaryota; Metazoa; Arthropoda; Insecta; Hymenoptera; Braconidae.
AUGGUGUAUUAUUUUGAAAGUGAUGUUGUUCAACCACCAGUGGUUUUGUUCAUGGGAGUUGAUAAACAUGAAAAUGAAGAUUUAAUAAAAUGGGGAUGGCCAGAAGAUGUUUGGUUUCAUGUCGACAAAUUCUCAUCAGCUCACGUGUAUUUACGUCUUGCUCCGGGACAAAGUAUUGAUGACGUUCCAAGCUCAGUGUUAGACGACGCAGCCCAGCUAGUGAAAGCGAACAGUAUUGAAGGAAACAAAGUGAAUGACAUUGACGUUGUGUAUACAAUGUGGGCUAACCUCAAAAAAACUCCUGGUAUGGAAGUGGGGCAAGUUGGGUUCCACAAGGAAAAAGAGGUUAGGAAAAUUCACGUUCCCAAGCGGAUUAACACGAUCGUGAAUCGGCUCAACAAAACAAAGCGCUCUGAAACCCCGAAUUUGAGAGCGCUGCGCGAACAAAGAGACAGAAAUGAGCGGGAAGACAAGAAGAAAUUGCAAAGAGAUUUGAGGGAGAAGGAAAAAACUGAGAAGAAACAGCGGGAAGAAGAAGCUGAAAUAAAGAGCUACUCUUCGCUGUUCUCUCACAGUAAAAUGACGGCAAAUACGGAAGCCGGUUAUGAUUCGGAUGAUUUUAUGUAG